UUUUCUCCGCCAUCUUGGGCGUUUGAAGGAGCGGUGGUGGGGUGCGCGUCUUGCAUGUCAAAAGGGCGGCGCCAACCUCCGCAUCCAGUGCCACGUUGGUCUGCUGCUGCAGCUACUAUGGGCACAGUGCCCUUAUAUGCCUUGGGGCUUGGUGGUCCAGGUGCGCGGGAGCCGUGGGACGGAAGGAUUAUGGCUGAACAGCAGUUCUGCCUACGGUGGAACAAUUUCCAGGCAAAUAUUGUGUCAUCCUUUGAAACAUUACUCGACAGAGAAGAAUUUGUGGAUGUAACCUUGACAGCAGAAGGAAAGUCGGUAAAAGCUCACAGAGUCUUGCUUUCAGCAUGCAGCCCAUACUUCAGAGACUUGUUCAGGGAUCUCCCUGCACAUCAACACCCUGUAAUUGUAUUACGUGAUACCAGUUUUACAGAAUUAAAGUCCCUUCUUAGUUUUAUAUAUCAUGGUGAAGUAAAUGUUUCCCAAGAGAGACUAGGGCUCCUUCUCAAAACUGCUGAGGCCCUCCGAAUAAAAGGACUUGCUCAAGACAAGAAAACUAGUGAUAAUGAACAGUUUGGGAGCCUUACUAAUAGUCCUGAGAAGGAGCCAGAAGAGGGACUGGAUAGAGGGGAGCACCGAGGUGGGGGAUCUGGAUCCCCUGCACAAAGUCUUGCCUUUCCAGGGAUAGGCGGCUCCGUCCUGGCCCCCGCCAACCCUCUCGUUCCCCUGGAACCACCAAGCCACAAGCCUCAUCUGCUGCAUUCACCACCGGCAAAACGGAGGAAACCAAUACCAUCACCUCUCGGAGCACCCACUGGACCUACCCCACCCACUCGUGAAAACAAUGUAUCUCAAGCGCCACCAGUAACCUCAAGUUCACACGAAGAGGAUACUUCUGCCAGAGUUAUAAAUUUAACCAUGGGUGCCACUAAUUCCUCUUGCUCCCCUUCACCUAGGAUAAUCCCAAAGGCAGAGUUGUCCUCACCAAGACUCUUGCCUAAAAAUGAGCUGAACGAUGAGGAAGAAGGACCUGGCAGAGGUUGUAUUGGUGGUGGCAGUAGUAGUGGUGGUGGUGGUGGUGGUAGUGUUGGUGGGGCAGAGAGUAGUGAUCAUGAAGGCGAGGAACUACCAGAGGAAGAUUGUAAAGUCCCGCCUGAUUUACAUGGUUUGCCACACCUCUCAGCAGCAGUACAAAACUUCGUGCCAUACGUUGCAGCAGCUGCAGCAGCAGCAGGAUCCUCACAGCUGGAGACCUUUCCGGGGCCAUCAGGAGUGUUACCUCCCGCUAGUCAAGCAGGGUGGAGAGGAGGCCAUUCAGAAUCCAGUGACACCUCAGCUCAAGAUUAUCAAUUGCUUCAAAAAUUACAAUUUAUCAGCGCCUCCCACCAGUACAUGCACUGGCCAUCGCGUCGCCCUGCUGUCUGUCCGGGAUGUGGCAAGUUCUUUAAAUUCAAGUACAAUAUGAAGAUUCAUCUGAAAAAAUGUGUGGCAGCACAGGGUCAUCUGGUUAGUGGGAUGAUGGGUGGCAGUGGUGGAGAUGAAGUUCCAGCGCACCCUUCACUUCCUCCACCACCACCGCCACACCUGCAUCCACACGGCGCUCAUUCCACCUCCUGACUGGCAGCGCUCAACCAGGAUGCCCCGUCCACCAACACUACAAACACUCCUCCUUUGUCUCCAACCAUAUCUCUGCUGCCAUUGACACAAAAUUUGUCACACUCUGCAUCUAUAUUAGCUAAUGAAGCUAGACGGCAGGCUACUGCUGGAGAAAGAAAGUGGUACCCAUUUUAGGGCAUCCUGGGCAAAACUGCUUUUGAGUGUCACGCUGAACCCAUAGGAUGGCUCUCUUUGGACUUUAGACUGGGGCCCCGGAGGAGACUGCAACUACAACCCCAGUGACAAGUCAUCAUGCAGCCUUUAUGGUUAUCCCCGCACUAGUAGAGCUUAUAUUCAAUAUAUAUACAUAAAUAUAUAUAUAUGAACACAUGUGAUUGAUUGUUGAUGUAGUGAAGGCUGCCAUAUGAUGAGAUUUGUCAUAAAUAGGGGUUGAUACAGGGUCGACAUUGUCUUCCAGCUUCCUGUCAUGCGCUGCAAUCUGCUCAUGAAAGAUCAGCUGAGAUGUGAAUUCCAUGUGGUGAAUAUGUAAACACCAAGGUUUUAGCGGCUUAGGUGUGGCAGCAUAGCUGCCCUGUUAUGUAAUUGACAGUUAAUGGUUUAGUUGUAAUAAGUGAGUUUAUGAAUUAAGGAAGUCAAGAUGUUAAUUAUUAAGUACUGGGAGCUUGAUUUUGUGAACUGUCCAGCAGCAGCUUUCUUAAAAGAUGGACGUGCCAAAUGCGGGAUGAUAGAUUUUUACCCUACUGGCCUAGUGUGUGAAGUAAGACGCGAACAGUGGGCUGGCUCCCGCAGAGUUUGCCUGGUGGCAACAGCCAUCACAGCAGCUGGCAUGGCCUCAGCAGCCACAGCAGCAGCAGUAACAGCAAGCAGGCAUCAGUCAACCAGGUUCAGCAUAGCAAUUCAGAUUGGCAGCACAUAGCAGCAGCAGCAGCAGAAAAACAGUCAGGCUCAGUACAAAUAUUACGGGUUACAUUGCUCGUUCCCUUGCUGCCCUGCACAUGGGGCGCAGCUUGUCAGGUGAAACAAUCGAUGUGUGACCUCAGAGACGCUUGCUCACUCUAUGGCAGGGAUCAGUACCUCACAGAGGUGGUGGUCUCGUGUUUUUGCAAACCUCCGUCAGCAUGAGUAAUAUCAAGACUUUUAACAGAGAAUGGUGAUGGAGGUUGCAAAGACAUACCACCACUUCAGCAACCAUAUUUACCUCAUUGCGCUUUAAACAGAGUGGGCCAAAGCAUGGAGCUGUACGCUAGUUAGGCUUCAUGGUGCAAUUCCCACUCUGCCACAUAAAUUAUUUUCCUACAGUACCUCAAGCUUAUGUCAGGGUUACAAGAACCUGACAAUAUCCAAAUUAGUCCAUAAUGCAUUUAUUACAGUGUAAACAUACUACAAUGUUCCUCAGGUAUUUUUUUAUAACUUCUCUGUGGUCCACAGGUCUGAACUCCUCAGGAGAGAGUGCAAUACCCAUUCUCAGUUGACACAGUCUGCUGGGCACCAGAGUCAGGGUAGUCAGGCCAAGCCACCCCCACAUUACUUGUUGCCCAUUGUUUGUAACAUUAUUGUUAUUGUUGAGAUUGAAGAACUAUUAUUUUAAAUGGUAGUAUGGUGGCUCUGCCUACCCUGCCCCGGGUAGUGGGUGAAGCCCAGUAGUAGUGGCAGCAGCAGUAAUGCAGUGGUGCGUCCACUGCACCCACGUACAAUCAGGGUAUCGUCCUCUCCUGGGGCACAAUCUACCUCACAGUGCAAACAUAUUGUAUCCUGUUCUGUAAUAGGAGCACUUUGUAUUGUAGCUACUGACCGACCUACCUAUUUUCCAGUCUCUCCAACCUGGUGAUCAAAGUGACAUGGUUAAACCCGGUCCUCUGGCAGCUUCCAUGACUUGCUCUUUUUAUUAUUAUUAUUAUUACUAUUAUUAUUAUUAUUAUUAUUUUGUGUUUUAGUUUGUUAGCUGUAGAAGGAGGCUGUAUUUCAGAUGAUUAUACAGUCUCCUCCUAAUAUUUUGUAAAAGUGCAGUUAAACUUGUAAUCCUUGUAUGUUUCCUAUCAGUAGAACAUGAAUUUAUAUUAUGAAGCGAGUCAUGAGAAGCUACCAUCCGUGUUCAUAAAAUUGGCAAAUAUAAUAAAUCAUAUUAGUCUGUAAGUAAAAUUUCUCUCUUAAUGAAUGGUUUAUCUUGGUAAAUAACUUGUCAAGCCUUCUCAUUAAUUGGAAGAUAAAUAAUUAAAAAUAACUAAAAAAAAAAAAAUCGGCACUAAUUGUACAUGGUAGCAGGCCAUUGUUGCUGUAGAACCGUGAAGGCAAAGGGUCUGUUUUGAUUUUGUGCUUUUGUUAACCAAAUGCUGUUUUCUGGUCCAGGCACCCUGUUGGUCAAUUUAUUUUCAUUACAAACUAGACUUGGAGCUAGUUAUUGGAUUUAGUUCAUCACAUGGUAAGAAAAUUUACAGGAAGCCUGCUAGGCUUCAAUAUUUAAUCUCAUCCAUAAAUUUUUAGUGCAAAACAUUGUUGUAUAUACAUACACACAUUUCAUUAUAGACUUACAAUAUACAGUGCAAAGUUUUAUGUAAAUAUACCAUCUAAUCCUUUACUGGACUUGAGGUUUUGGUGUAAUUUUCAUUCAUUAAAGGUGGCUGGAAGAUGUAGCACUUGGUAGCUUUCGUGGUUCUCCCCACGCUAAAAGUUGAGAGGGCUCUAAAUUGUAAUUGUAUUUUAACCUUCAUUGACAGGGAAAUUAUUCAAAUGGUGUGGAAGCAUGAGAAUAAAUUUUGUCACUUUGACAUAAUUGUAAUUGGGUUUACUUAAUAAGAUGAUUGAGAUUUAUGACAAUGUAUUCUUGAAAAGGUAUAUGACAGACGUAGGUCUAUAAUUUUACUAAUUGUGUGCUGUGUGAAGGUGCUCCCUCUUAAAUAAUACUGCUUGCAAAAUUUAUUUCUGAAGUGAAUUAAAAAAAAUUGUGUUCAUGGAUACAUAUAGCAGUGGAGUGAGCACACACUUACAGUUUAAACACCCGGUGUUGUUGUGCUGACUUGCGGUUAUAACCAUCAUGUUUAAAUGAGUGUUCUUCUUAUGUUUUGAUAUUUCCACAUUAUUUUUCUCUGCCCAUUUGUGUAUUGUUAAUACAAUAUUCAGAUAGAGGUAUUUACAAUCAUCUUGCACUUCUUAUUUAUAUCUGUUGCUCCAAUCUUUCCUUUGUAUCUA
Macrobrachium nipponense is the source of this 4797-nucleotide messenger RNA. Its product is annotated as protein abrupt-like. The record is from RefSeq and is a predicted model, not a curated record. Lineage: Eukaryota; Metazoa; Arthropoda; Malacostraca; Decapoda; Palaemonidae. Gene Ontology annotation, molecular function: protein binding. Gene Ontology annotation, cellular component: nucleus. The coding region runs from base 55 to 1611 and encodes 518 amino acids. Gene Ontology annotation, biological process: regulation of transcription by RNA polymerase II. The transcript is spliced from 6 exons.